Molecule: messenger RNA, 635 nt
Organism: Colletotrichum navitas
Lineage: Eukaryota; Fungi; Ascomycota; Sordariomycetes; Glomerellales; Glomerellaceae
Exons: 2
Coding region: 227-550 (107 amino acids)
Source: RefSeq, a predicted model, not a curated record
CUCACACACACGACACGACUCUGGCAUGACUCUCGGGCGAGUAGGAAUGCCUUCCGGGUGCCGUCUUCUACGGCUUUCAUAGAUACUGUAGAAAGGAUCAGGGCGACAUGAAAUGAAAUUACGUCUACUUCAAGCUUCUUUACUCCCUGCACUGGUGUGACGAACUAUUUGUGAUAUUCGUAUAUGCACCGUUGACCAAGAGGGCCGAGCUACGGUCUGGGUUGAGAUGAGGUCACAUCGGCCUUCCGCCGGUCUUUUCUACCUCGUUUCGUUUGGGUCGGGCCUGGUUCUAUCUCGAGACAUCCAAGUGGGCGAAGUUCCCGAAUCGCGAAGUUCCGGUCUCCCUGUCAGCCAACAUGUGCCUCAUCAGGAACCCAUUGCUACCGCCAGGACCAAUGCCAUAGAUGGCCUCGCCCAGCAUCCGAAGUUGCAUAAGGAAGUAAUUCGUUUAUCGCGGUUUGGCUCACCAUUGUUAUUACGUAUGUGGUCUUUCUCGCACUGCAACCCGAAUUCCUCGGUCUUCCUUAGCACAACGAUCAGAGGACGAUAACCAUGGAUGAAAAACGCCAUGUCACAGUAUAGAACUAACUAGUAAAUCGGCAAUAGGGCGGGGCGGACUCGCGGUCAGAAGUGGG